AUGGCAUCACAACUUGCCUCGCAGCUGCAGAAGUUACAGCAGCGGCCUGUAGGAGACAAACGACUGUCGCAGUCGUUUUUGUUUGAUGCCAGCGAGGCGCGUAGUUUCUCACGGGAGCAGAUUCAUCAACUUGCCGUUCAUGGCCUACAGACACUUGUUGCGAUCGAUAACCGCUUCCACCCAUUCAUUGAGGAACUGUUCCACCCGUACAAAACCCGCGUGGAGCGAAAACUUUUGAGCUUGGAAGAAAAUCGGGCCCUUGACGCAACCCUCGAGCAAUUCCUGACACUGCUCAGUCCACACAUGUUUUUGACGGCGGCCCACCAGGUCUUCGAGUACCUCGUGCGUGUUCACGAGGUUCAUGUGCACAAUGUGGAGGCAGUGCUUCGGACUUUUCUCCCGUAUCAUGAUCAUAGUCUCUUUGCUCGCGCGGUGAUGCUGCUGGAUCUGCGUGAUACAGGCUUUGCAUUCCUUGAGAGAAACCAGGAGCACGGCGCUCCCCUUUUGCGGGAACACCUGAUACUGGCCUGCGCAGAGAGUCGGAAGGCUCUGCGGAUCGUAUGCCUCACUCUUGCCAUGUCUGUCCGCAUGAAAGUCCACAACAGCGCGGCAAAUGCUCUUUUUUCCGGUGUGGCGGUGCGAUUGGCUUCGCACCCCGAUGCGGAGGCGUUGUGGCGUGUUUUGUUGCCUUUUAUCGUGGAAUUCCUCAGUGGUGCGGUGUCAGGAAGCGAGGAGGGAGGCGCGCAACAGGAGUUGCGGCUGCAGGAAGAUACCCAGGGUGGCAAUGCCGCGUUGCUGCUUCCGAGCCGGGAAGUGGUGUGCAGCGCUCUCGUUGUUUUGGCUGCGUGGAGCAAUGAGGUGCAGCUUUCCGUGCCGACACUAGCGACUGUAGUCAAGCCCAUUGCUCGAUUUUUAACAAGAGCUGCAGAUCAUAUGGUUGCUGCAUCAUUGUCGUCGUCGUCUUCUGCUGUUGUUGCUGCCGUUGUGCCAACGAGCGACUUGUUGGCUGUCCUUGACCUUCUUUUCUAUACCCAACGGACAGCCGUGACGCAAGUGACUUUUGUCCCGCAUGUCCAAUUGCUACUGGCGUUGCCAUGGAAGCAGUGGGCGCCAUGGAUCACAGCCGCUGCAGAGGAGGCGGCUAACGCUGGCGGUGGAAUGUAUGACUCGCUCAUUGCUGUCUUGCUUCGCCAGUGCCUUCAACGACUGUGCGUGGCCCAUUCACUAGAGUCUGUCGCCCCUGAUUUACUGCAUUUUGUGCACUGUGCCGUGAAUGAUCUCCCGCUUACGGAGGAGUUGGUGGCGGAAGUGAUUGAAGCUAUGAUGGCAUGCCAUGUACGGUAUUCCGCAUCGGGGAACCGUGAUCCAGAAAAGACGAAUAAGGAGGAGGAGGAAGAUGAAGAAAAUACGGCGGCGGAGGCUCAUGGAAGCAGAUCCAAAGGGGACUCGGUGGUCACAACGUGGAUCAGGGCAUUGGAGCGUCGUUUCGGUCACGUGUUUGACGCCACUUUAUCGCGGCUGUUGAACGGCGUCACUACACAGGCCGCGACGACCGCAUUUCUUGCACAACACCUCAGUGGCACUCGCUAUGAGUUGUUGGAGGUGCAGGGAUCCUCCGGCAGGACCGAGCGACUUCCUCUCUUCUCUUGUUUGUUACAUCCCCUGCCGGAGGUACGGCUGCUGGCGGCGAAGGCGAUGGAUAGCAUGACGGUACAGCAGCUCAUCAAAUCGUCGUCGGCUCCCGGAAGCGGCGGCGGAGGCAACUCACUGCUGGAGCUCCUCGAGCACGUCGUGCAGUACGAGCGGUUCCGUAUUGUGGCAGAACAGUUUCUGCGUACGGCCGCCACGACGAUGGAGAAAUUGCUCGCGUUGUUGGUGAACGGGGAGGCUGAGGAGCUGACGGUGACGAUGAUGGCGGCACCCGACAGGGGCUUCUCUUGUACGGAGCAGGACGUCAUUAUUCAACACCUGCGGAACAUUCUCCGUUCGCUGUGGUUGAUGGCCACGCAACAUGGCGUUUCUGUGCAGAAGGACUUUCUCGGUCUUGCACUGCAACCACUUUGGCGGUUUGUAGAGGCCCGCCGCUUAAAGUCUUCGUCAGGGAAAAGGAGGAAACACGAACAUAAAAGCAGCAGUGAGACCGAUGCCUUUCAUGACUUUAUCAGGGGGUUGGCACUCUACUACGUGACGCUGCAAUAUGUGGAUGCGGUGCAUCAGGAAUCGACAGGGGAAUUCACGAAUGAGACCUCGGAGGAAAGGUCGGAAGCAGCGCGUCAGCUGCGUGAGCUGAUUGUGGAGUUGGAGAGGCGAUUGACCGCUGUCGUGCCAGAGAUGUGUCGAACGUCUGAUUUUUGCACCGUUGUGGCAGAAGGCGCCGCAUCAAAUGCCGAGAAGAAUGAGGCGGCAAGCGAUGUUAGCAACGAUGAGGCUAAUGGGGAACAGGACGGCAAGAAGGCGGUGAAACGGACGGAGGGGCCCAAACAAGUGACCAGCAGUCCCACCGCCACUGGAGGAGUUGUCAAGAGCGGGUAUCUUUCAGUAUUUGAAUGUGUUCCACUUUUGGAGUUGCUGCGGGCGGAGGCUCAUGCGCAGCUGCGGGCGGCGUUAUCGCGGCUACAGGGCAAGGCAGGGCAGGGGGAGCACCGCUUCUCGCGUGAGUCGAGGUCAACGAUGAUGGAGUGCUGCUUGGUAUGUGCGUCACACUUGGCAACGUCUGAGGCAUCCGAGGCGGAUGCCGUGAUUCGGAUGCUGCUAGUUUUUUUUGUCGGGGAAAACAACACCACCACUGGCUCAGGCACGAAAGCCGAUGACAGUUACUUAGCGAGAUUGCGGGAGGCACAACGUGCGGCGUUGCGGCAGGUGAGGGAGCAGGUUGGUCGUGGCGCGAAGAACAGUCUGGUGGCCCCAUACCUGCCGAAGGAUGAAUUGACAGCGGCUAUGGGGACGGCUGUGCGCUGCAGCUUAGAAGUGCGCCUGAGGAACGACAGCUGCACGUGUGAUGGGGUGGCGGUGUGGGAGCGCAUGACUCGCCUCCUUGGCUACUUAAGUACGCCGUUGCCAGCUGUGGCUCUGAGUCCCAUGCGUCUCCCACCGGUUUAUUUAAGACUCUUGGAGCCAACAGAUGCUGCUCGCGAAGAGGAGCGCUUUCCAGUCGACUGGUUCAGUCUUGUCUACACGUCGGUAUUCCGGACCCGUGGUUGCGUUUCAGCGACGGAGACGCAGCAGUUUUCACUGUCGGCCUUGUCCCUCACGCUUCUCUGUCCACUUGCCGCACCAACGAGUCGCAGGGAAUCUCUCCUGCAGGAGAUUCAGAACAUAGUUCUCACUGCAACGCGAGAAAAGGGUGACGUCAGCGGAGUCAAUGGUGCGACGACUACUGCCGCGCAGAUCUCCGUGGAGUUGGCGUUGCGGGUGGAACACAUUUCUGCCACUACGCUCAGCGCCAUCAUCGAGUCGAUGGCUUGCGAGGAGUCCCGCCGCCCUCCUACGCGUGGUGCCGCUGAACUGCUGUGCCGCAUGAUGGCCAGGACGUGUGGGAAACAGAAGGAGUUGGAGCCAAUAGUGCCGUUUUGUCUCUCCUGUCGGGCACUGGAACACUUUUUCCCUCUUCGGGGCAAAGCCGCUCGCGGUGAGGGGGCAACAAGCGGCAUCGCAAUGGGCAUCCUUUUGCCGGCGCUGAAAUCCAUCCUGACGACGGGUGGCAGCAUUAGUAACACCACCGCCAGCAGCAGCAACAACAACGAAACUGCCGCCAAUGACAUUCCCGCCGCGGCCGUGGCGGUGAGUUCUGCAGCUGCGGAUUUCUUGCAUGCUGCAUUUUUGCGCGCAGAACUUGGAACGCCGUCGGACGAUGGCGAAGAUGCAUGUUUGCAGCUUUGCCUGGCUCUCAUCCAACACCCGUUUCUCCAUGUCGUUGGUGGGCGUGCCCGUCCUGUGUAUCGUCACGCUCUUACCGCCUUUGCCAACGCCCUGAGCCGCGGGUUGGAGGGACGAAAGUCCAACCCUGUGCUAUUCAUUCCACAAGGACGGAAAGGUGAGUCAUCGUCGACGUCGAUAGCACCUUCACGUGGCGGUAACAAGGCAUCCAAUAGCGAGGAGAAGUAUGCGCAGCACCUCGCCGCUACGGUUUCCCACGCCUUACUGAGCAAUCCCGCGUCUCUGAACCGUCUCGGUGGUGACGCGACACUUCUCCUUGCUGGGACACUUGGCGGCUACUACCGUCUCUUCCUGCCGUGGGUGUCGCGGCUUCUUCAGCAGCCUUCCCCGGAGCUGUCGGUCGUGGUGGAUGUGAUGGAGGCACUCGCGGCACCGGCGACGGAGAUGGCGGAUGCGUGGGAACCACCAUCGUGGUGUGCUUUGUAUAACCCGUUGUCGUAUGCGGACGUGCAGCGUCUUUUACAGUUGUGUGGCAAAGUAUGGAAUAGUUCCCUGGGCGGGAAGGAGGGAUGGUGCCCGCGAAACAAGGAUGCCCUUCUUGCACUGCGUUUGUUUUGCAGUCUCAUCACUGUUUCCCCGUCUGUUCAUUUUGACGACAAUGACGAUGACGAUUCUUCGCCGUCACUGUUCACAGUCAUUGAUGGAAUGUUGGAGACUUUCCCUUUGAGCGGUUUACUCCCGCUUCUUGCGGAGGCGGACGAUUUGGGCGAGCCGCAGUUCCGCCGCCAGGUGUUUGUGUAUAUUCGCAGUCUGGUGAACCUUUGCGUGUCGUCACCGCAGGCGUUGAAUGAGGGGCAAUCGCAUGGCGCUGCUCGUAUUACUCGAACGCUCGUGAGAGAGUGCGUCACAUUGAUGGCAGCGUUGCUCGUACCCGAUGUUGCGGCGGCAGGAGACGAAGAGGGAAGAGAAGGAGAAGAGGCGACAACGUUGUCUCGUCACCGAAUUGACGUCAUCACCGAGCUCUUGCGUGUUGUUUCCCCUUUGUUUGUGCCGGCACCAUCGAUACCUGUCUCUGGGCCGGGGGGGUCGCGUGUAGCCGGACGCACGGCGCUUCAUAUCCCCGUUGUGGCGCUCCUCAUCCGCCUGGAGGCUGUCGACUUUGCCUCCGCACACCACCGGUACGAAAGUGCGAUGGACGUGUGCAGCAGCCUCCUGGAGGGCUUCGACGUGCACACGCAGCUCAGCUGCCUCACACAAAUGAUGCACCUUCUGAUCGAUCCACACGAGCAGCUUUCUCUUGCGGCGGCGCGGCGGAAUGGGGAGGAGGAAGAGGAAGAGGAGGAGACUGCGGUCAUUAAACUUUUCCGUAAGUUUGUGAAACCAAACCAAGUGAUCAAUCGACAAGAGAUGAUUUUGCAUCUUAUCAACACCACCGUGAAAUCCGAGGCCUUUUUGAGUGGGUUCCUUGAGUUGCAGCAUCACCAGCAUGCCUCUCGUAGUUCGCAUGCAAAGCUGGAUGGGGAAGAGAAUGAGAAGGAAGAGCGUGCAGCGGUUCUGACGGGGUCGCGCACAAACGAUGAGUGCAUGGCGAUGUUAGUUGCUACCCUUGAACUCUUUGCGCACUACGCGGAGCUUAACGCUGCCACAGAGAAUGAUAUAAUGGUUCCCGUGUCAGUGAAUGGAGCGAAGAAGGGAACAGAGAUGCAGGAAGGGUUGCCUGAAUAUGGUGAGAAAAAGGCCUUCACAGUGUUGUUGGAACUGCUCGCCGGUAACACUCUGGCAUGUGUACUUGCGGGUAUUAAUGAGGCGACCUUUGUGGCCUGUCUUGAACGACUUCUCACGGAUCAACGUGCGGCACUGCAGCAGAAGGGACUGGAGGUGUUGCUGGACCGCCUGCACCAUGCGUUGCCGACGGUGGAGAACACACUCAGUGAGUCGGAAGUGGAGGAACACCGGAAACGGCUGCGUGAUCCAAAGCAAAAGCUCACAUUGAUGGAUCUUGUUCGUGUGAAAGCCCGUCCGCUGGCAACAAAGCGAUCAUUUGCACUUUUUUCACAUCUUUUUUCACUGAUGCGUGCGUCUGUGGACUGUGCCUCAACACAUUCAGCUGGAGUGGAUUACUUGCAUCCGCUUCCGCUUAUUGUGGGUUGCAUGGAGGAGCUUGUGCGCAUUAUCAGUAGUGGUGGGAGUUUGCAGGCGGAGAAGACAUUACUGAACGUUCACCGCGCGAACCGUGUGACGGAAGCCACAUUGUCCAAGCUAUUUGGGAACAAGGCCCGCGUACAGUCUGUGCAUCGGUGGGUAGAGGAAAUUGUUACCGUAUUGCCGCUCAUUCUUUCCCGGGCAGGUACAGGGAUGCCUGCAGAGCGAACAGUAGCCACCGGUGGAGACACAUUUGCUUCAUCGAGGAAAGAACAUGCACUGCUUGCUGCUGCCGCGCUGUUGACGGCACUUGGGACGGUCUGUCAAGUGAUGGGGACGGCCUUCACAACGCCACACAGCAACAACAUUCUUCAGGCCGUGGUAGAGGUGGCGGUGUUUGCCGUGGUGCGUGUUGCUCCUGUUGUUUCCCGCAGUGAGACCGGGUCUCUUCUACGUCAGGCAUCGCUUGGAUGUUUGUUGCGCGUCUUUCCGUCGUGUUGGCUUAUGUGUCAGCCGUAUCUUUCACGUAUUGUUUUUGCGGCAACGCACCUGCACAACGUGGAUGACACAGAGACAAAUUACCGCAGUGCGGAGACAUUAGCGAUGUUAGAGGCGGUACUUGAGCCCCACCUGUUUAUUGAGGCCUGCACGGAGUGUUUGCGUGGCGUCACGGUGGACACGGACACAAAUUUGGGCAGGAGGCCCAUUCGGGUGCGUGUGGACUCACACUCCUUUUUCUUGUUUUACACCAGCGUGCGGCGACGUGUGGAAGGUCUGAAGCGGGAGGAGCUUAUGCACCUCCAUGUGCUCGUCGAUGGGGCAACGAUCAAAGAGAACUUUUGGCUUGCCUCUCUUCACGCACUCGCCACUGCGCCGUCACUUCCGUCAGGUGACAUUGUGCAGCCGGUGCUGGAGGCCUACAUGGCAUUUUUCCUCAAGUUUAAGGCAAAGCAGUGCGUACGGUACCUCUCGACCGUUGCCGAGUGGGCGUUUGGCGGUGCCGCCGAACAUUUUCUCAAUCGUGUAGAGAAACAACAACAACAGAAGGAUGAAAUGGAGGCUGAAGGGGACACGCGUGAGAGGGAUGACACAGCGUUGGUGCCCCGCACAACCGUUCACGGUUGGGUGCUUUUUUACGCUCUAUGCAACCACAUGUUGGAGAAACUGGGGUCCAUCAUGGAUUUUGGUUUUCCUGUUCUGCUGCCGUAUGUUGUUGGGACACUGACAGGAUACUGCUCCGCCACGCAACACGCCAUGCAACACGCGGCGGGUCUCAUUGCGCUGACACUAGAAGGAGCGCUGGAUUGCGUGCGCCGAAUGGCGCUCGCGCAGACGGCUGGGCCUGAUCAUGACCACAGCGUACCUAUGGACAACUACUUGGAGACGCCGGAGGUGUUUACUUCCGUCAUGCCGGCGGUGGUGCGGCAGUUAUCAAACCUGUCGUACUUGGCGGACGCCACACACGACUAUGCCUUCCGUGCGGAGCACCAUGUCGUUCCCGCCGUGCGGGCCCUGUUUCAGUCCCUCACAUCGUCCAAACUGCAGAGCAGGACGCAGAACGAGUUGCUGAAGGCACUGCGUCACCCGAACCGUCAUGUGCGACGCAUGACGCUUUUGUGUCUCGACGGUAUUUACGCCGAUGGCGGGGACGAGUUGGCAGCGCGGUUGAUGGCUGAGAUGUUGCCCGCCGUUGUGGAGAUGACUGAAGACCGCGAUGAUGAUGUUGUCGAGCAGGCAAGAACACUCUGCAACAAUCUGUCGGCGAUCACGGGGCAGGACGUGCUGUACGCCAUGAGCUCUUAG
Trypanosoma cruzi is the source of this 7821-nucleotide messenger RNA. RefSeq lists its product as uncharacterized. The coding region runs from base 1 to 7821 and encodes 2606 amino acids. The transcript has a single exon. Gene Ontology annotation, biological process: maturation of SSU-rRNA from tricistronic rRNA transcript (SSU-rRNA, 5.8S rRNA, LSU-rRNA); positive regulation of transcription by RNA polymerase I. NCBI's taxonomy places the organism in Eukaryota, Euglenozoa, Kinetoplastea, Trypanosomatida, Trypanosomatidae. Gene Ontology annotation, cellular component: 90S preribosome; small-subunit processome; t-UTP complex. The record is from RefSeq and is a predicted model, not a curated record. Gene Ontology annotation, molecular function: snoRNA binding.